Molecule: messenger RNA, 939 nt
Organism: Drosophila serrata
Lineage: Eukaryota; Metazoa; Arthropoda; Insecta; Diptera; Drosophilidae
Source: RefSeq, a predicted model, not a curated record
AACGAUAGAAUUCAUUCCGCUCUGAAUCGUACACUGGAUAAGUUCGAACAAAAUCCAAAUUUUUUGAAUAGUAUUUUUACAAAAAUUUUGUCAGUCGUUUUUUCCUAAAUUUAAAUUAAAUUUAAUCGCUAUGAAGCAAGAUAUUAGUCCUGACCGCGAUGAUUGUAUAACGCCAUUAACAAUCGCGGCCAUUGAGGAGGAGCAUCUCGCUAUCUGGUUGUCCGAGGAUGACGAUGAUAGCGAGGACUCGUCAGAGGAAUACUCCUUUGCCCCCCACGAUACUGACAGCGACGAUGUGACCUCUUCCGAUGAUGAAAUGGAAACGACCCCAGCGGAACCGAUUGAACUCAUAGGUGAAGUGGUGGAGCAGCCCGGAGCGUAUCUUUAUGGCAUCAUCCAGGAAUACAUCCGUGACUGGAAUGAUGACAACGAGUUCUCCGAAGGCUUCAGAAAUAAUAUUCAAGUCUCCGAUAACCUGCUGGGAAAUCUCAACACUGAUCGAAUUUUGGAAAAGAUCGAAACUCUGGAAGAUGAUCCGCUUAUGGAAAAUAUCGAAAAUGAUAUGCAUGAGGAUAUGUUCACUGAUCACCUCAAUCAAAAUAUGGAUACUGAGGAACAUCAGAACAUAUUUUCCGAUCAACUCGUGGAGAAUAUGGAAGCUGAAGUGGUUGAGGAUAUAUUCUCCGAUCACGUCAUGGAAAAUGUCAACAAUGAGGAAAAUGGGACCAUGUUCUCCGAUCGCUUGAUGGAAAACUUGAAUGCUGAUGAAUAUGAGGACAUGUUCUUAGAUCGAUUUGUGGAAACAAUUGAAACUGAUGACCUUGAGGUUCGUUUUACGGAAAAUGUAGAUGAGGAAUAUAUGGAAGUCUAAAUUUUCAGGGCUUUUACCAUACCGAAAACAUCGUAUCAAUUUGCAAUGCUUUAACAUCAUUCGUAUGU